This is a messenger RNA of Gopherus flavomarginatus (Mexican gopher tortoise), 1260 nucleotides long. RefSeq names its product pulmonary surfactant-associated protein A-like. Lineage: Eukaryota; Metazoa; Chordata; Testudines; Testudinidae. The coding region runs from base 329 to 898 and encodes 189 amino acids. The record is from RefSeq and is a predicted model, not a curated record. The transcript is spliced from 3 exons.
AAGACACAAACUAUCUUAUUUAUACAGAUAAAAGGGCGAGCACUUAACAAGAUAACAAAGGAAGCAGAAUCUGAUACGUUUACCUGGGCUAGGCAUGCAUAUCUUAUUUCCUUACUAACUAUUACCGAUCUUCUUUUAAUGUUUCGCCAUUAGCACCCUUGUUUAUGCCUAAUAUUUCUUUUCCUGGCACCUGUAUUUCAAAAUUUCUUAUUUCUGCUUAAAGGUACAUACAACAUUUCUUUAAUCCAUUCUUAUUUUUACAAUAUAAUUCAUUCUUCUUUCACACCAGCAUCUGUUAAACCCAUGUUUAUUCUGAAUUUCCCAUAAAAUGCAUUGGUUGAAAAUAAAUGUACGUUUUUCAUUUGUGUGCUGCUCUUCUCCAGGUCCUCCAGGGCCCCAGGGCAUGCCAGGUCUUCCCGGAAGAGAUGGGGUUCCUGGGGUGAAAGGACCCCAGGGUGAAAAAGGCAACAAGUGGGAGAGAGGGGAGCCUGGACCACAAGGCCUGCCUGCUUCUGUCGAUCUUGAAUUGCAAGAAAGCCUCCAGAAGUGGGGGGGGGGGGAAAUUCUCGCUACCAAUGGGAAAGAAGUCAAUUUUGAAAGCACAUUAAAAGCAUGUGAACAUACUGGUGGCUCCAUUGCCACCCCCAAGAACCAGGAGGAAAACUAUGCUAUUUUGGAUAUUGUGAAACAGUUUAACAGAUACGCUUAUUUGGGUAUAAGGGAGAGUGAUGUUCCAGGUGAAUUCCAGUAUCUGGAUGGGAAACCUCUGAAUUAUACCAACUGGCGUGCUCGUGAGCCAAAUGGCAAAGGAGGGGAAAACUGUGUGGAGAUGUACACCGAUGGAGGCUGGAAUGACAAAAAAUGCGACCAGUACCACCUCACUAUCUGUGAAUUUUAAAGCAUUUCCUCUCAGUUAUUUCAUAAUGCAGAGUCCUUGCAAUAUUCUGUGUCUCAGACAUAAACAGGAGCCUUUUCUCUCAGCAAUAUAGCUAAUGUCUUCUGUGAUUAUUUUAUCUGAGAGAAACAAAAUCAUGAUGUAAUAUUUUCCUUCCUCAUGCUUACUAAGGAAAUAGUAACUACUGAAGGGGAUUGAUUUGUAACUAGAACUAUGCCUAAUUUGAGAGGGAGUUAAUUAUAGUAACCAAACUCUGCCUUGUCUCACUGUGGCUGAUUAAGCUCCAGGUAAGGAUUUCAGGGUUUGGCUUAGUGUGUUUGAGGAGUCCCAUGCUAAGAUAACUUUGUACAUUCCAUUGUAGUUAC